Messenger RNA from Phycomyces blakesleeanus NRRL 1555(-), 402 nucleotides. RefSeq lists its product as hypothetical. The transcript is spliced from 2 exons. NCBI's taxonomy places the organism in Eukaryota, Fungi, Mucoromycota, Mucoromycetes, Mucorales, Phycomycetaceae. The record is from RefSeq and is a predicted model, not a curated record. Bases 1 to 402 code for a protein of 133 amino acids.
AUGAGUAACAGAGCCACAAUCAUAGCACCCUCACCUUUGCGCUUCUUAAGAGCUUACGGAGGCUACGAAAAUCCACCCCAUUUAUCCGCUUCACUAAGAAAUGUGUCAUGUCGAGAAAAAUACCCGGACAGCCAAGUACCAACUGGCCCAAUUAUACCUGAGCAUACACAGAAAGAAAUGGAUCCAAUUUUAGACCACACAGACUAUUCAUUUGCAGUGUUUGAAUUAAGAGCUAUCGUCGGUUCUACGCCAUAUACCUUGUACGAACCCAUCAAUCGGAGGAACCAUUUUGAUGUUUCCCGGGAAAUAUUAUUAUUUCCUGCACCAAGUCGUGAAAUGAAAUGGAUCGAUUAUGAUGUGAGAUCUACACCACAAUUAACGGAUAAACAAUUAUCAAAUUGA